CAUUGAUGAAGUAGAAUAAAAGAAGAAGAAUAAAACAGCGAUCCGCGAGUGAACGAAAAGCCGAGCUCGCGCCAGAUACCCUUUCGGUCUGAUUCUGCUCAGUUGUGUUUUGUGAUAAAUUUUACGAGAAUCAAAAUGAAGUCAACUUUCACGGUUGUCCUGGUCGUCAUGGUGGUUGCGGUAACGGUCACCAACUCAUCUCCGUGGGGACACAGAGGCCACGAUGAACACAAAGGCCACGAUGAUCACAGAGGCCACGAUGAACACAGAGGCCACGAUGAACACAAAGGCCUCGAUGAACACAGAGGCCACGAUGAAAACAAAGGCCACGAUGAAAACAAAGGCCACGAUGGACACAAAGGCUCCGAUGGACACAUAGGCCACGAUGAACACAGAGGCCAAGACGAACACAGAGACCACGAUGAACACAAAGGCCACGAUGAACACAGAGGCCACGAUGAACACAAAGGCCACGAUGCACACAGAGGCCACGAGGGACAGCAAGGCCACAAUGUACACAGAGGCCACGAGGGACAGCAAGGCCACAAUGUACACAAAGGCCACGAUGAACAUAGAGGCCAAGAUGAACACAAAGGCCACAAUGAACACAGAGGCCACGACGAACACAAAGGCCACGAUGAACACAGAGGCCACGACGAACACAAAGGCCACGAUAGACACUAAGACCACAAAACAUGGAUGCCAGCACUCUCAUCUCAAAUUUAAUUUAUUCCAGUUUGAACAGAUUCCUCUUCUCGUACCAGAAUGUCAUACCAGACAUUAGUAGCAAGAUUAUGAGCUGACGCUUAACAAGUCAAGAUAAGACACUUCGUUGAAGAUAAAAAUGAGAAAAGCAAUAGGUUAUUAUGUAUUUAAAGUUAUAGAGUAAGUUUAUGUAAUACAUGUUUCCCUCCUCUCUAAUGUACCUCAUUGUAUUUCGAUUGAAUUUCUUUGAUCAUCUUUCACGAAAAAUAAAAAUCGAUGCAAAAGUUUCCUAACCGUUGAA
Molecule: messenger RNA, 1006 nt
Organism: Bemisia tabaci
Lineage: Eukaryota; Metazoa; Arthropoda; Insecta; Hemiptera; Aleyrodidae
Cellular component (GO): cornified envelope
Source: RefSeq, a predicted model, not a curated record